UGAUCGCUCCGAGUACAUGUUUCUUCCCCCUUCCACCCCCACGGCAGCUCACGCCGCUAAUCUGCCUGGAGAAGCAACCUGCCAGCCCUGCUUAGCGGACUGCGCCGGCCAGGCAGGUCCAACCCUCCAAAGCCAGAGACUUCAGUCACCGGGCGGGCGGGAGCGCGAGAGCAUGCGCGGGGCUCCCAAGGCUCCGCCAAACCAGCACCAGCCGGUGUGUCGCCCGCCUGGAAGACCGCGCAAAUGACAAGAGAUGGGCUGGCGGGGGGUGGGUGGGAGGAGAAGGAGGAGGUUUACGCCGAGGCGAACAACUCCUCUGGAGACGAAAGGGCAACGGUCGGGAGGGGAGAAUGGAGGAUAUAAGCCCCAACCCAGCCUCAGCUCCUCUGGCUUCCCUCUCCUCUUUCGCGCCAACAGGGAAAGGCUCCGGACGCUGAGUGGAACAUGCCUCUUGCAUCAAUGCUGGGGAAUCGGUGGAAAGCACCAGAGGCUGUACCGUCCCAAUUCUCGGCAGGCAUUGAGGAGUAAAACGGCCCCUUUCGGGGUACUUGACCAAAAAUGUAUGACAGUCACGAAGAUGUUGAUUCGGAUUCUGAAAAGAACUCCAAAGAGAGGGAGCAGAAGCUGAAUUCAAAUCCAGAUAUCGAUAGAGGAUGGGCUUGGAUGAUAGUCUUUUCUUCUUUCCUGGUGCAUAUACUCAUCAUGGGAUCACAAAUGGCUCUUGGAAUUCUUAACAUGGAAUGGCUUGAAGAGUUCAGUCAAAGUCGAGGGUUGACAGCGUGGGUCAGCUCCCUCAACAUGGGCAUUACUCUGAUUGUAGGUCCCUUUAUUGGUUUGUUUAUUAACACCUGUGGGUGUCGGAAGACAGCAAUAACUGGAGGAAUCUUAAAUGCCCUGGGAUGGAUAUUAAGUUCCUAUGCUUCAAAUGUACAUUACCUCUUUAUUACAUUUGGAAUUAUAGCUGGUAUUGGAAGUGGGAUGGUGUACCUGCCUGCUGUGGUCAUGGUGGGGGAAUAUUUUCAAAAGAGAAGGGCUCUUGCCCAGGGACUCAGCACAACUGGAACAGGCUUUGGUGCUUUCCUGAUGACAGCUUUGUUGAAAUAUCUUUGUUUGGAGUUUGGCUGGAGGAAUGCCGUGUUCCUUCAUGGCGCUGUCUGUCUGAACCUGUGUGUUUGUGGAGCACUUCUGAGGCCAAUUCGUUACAAGAAGGAAGCUACUGAACAAAGCAAGGAUGGAAGCAAGAGUCAAAGCAAUAGUCCAACAAAAGUUAUCUCCUGCUCUGCCGAAGUGCUAACAUCUAAUUGUGUUUUAAGAGACGCGAAGAAAGAGGCAAAGGGAGGACAGGGUACAAAAGAAAACAUUAUAGCCUUGGAAAAUAAAGAUGGAAUCAGAGACCAAAAGGAAAUCUGUACUCUUGGUAUUCUAAAGCGAGUAGGCCAACUGACAGUCACAAGCCAGAAAGGCUUCAGGACCUGGUAUUCUAGUUACUUUGGAACUGCUUCUCUCUUCACAAACAGAACAUUUGCUGCCUUUGUAUUUUGGGCUUUAUUUGCCUAUAGCACUUUUGUGAUCCCUUUCAUCCAUCUCCCCGAAAUAGUGAAACAGUACAGGUUAUCAGCACAGAAUGACAUCUUUCCUUUGACUUCAAUUAUUGCAAUUGUUCACAUUUUGGGGAAGGUCGUCCUUGGCAUAAUCUCUGAUUUGCCUUGCAUCAGUGUUUGGAAUGUCUUCAUGGCAGCUAAUUUUACUCUUGUUUCUUGCAUUUUUAUUUUGCCAUUAAUGCAUACAUUUGCUAGCCUAGCAGUGGUUUGUGCCCUAAUAGGAUUUUCUAGUGGAUAUUUUUCACUUAUGCCUGUUGUCACUGAAGAUCUAGUAGGGAUUAAGCAUCUUGCAAAUGCCUAUGGAAUCAUCAUUUGUGCUAAUGGGAUAUCAGCACUCUUGGGACCACCAUUUGCAGGAUGGAUUUAUGAUCUCACACAAAAAUAUGACUUUUCUUUCUACAUAUGUGGCUUCCUUUAUAUGGUGGGAAUACUUACUUUGCUCAUUCAGCCUUAUAUAGAUAAGGAAAAGUCAGCAUCAGAAAAACAUAUAGAAAAUGGAAAUGUUUAGAACUGUUCAAUUCAUGUUUUUAUGGAAGAAAUCUUGCAUUUCUGAAGGAAGUAUCAAAUUAUAUAUCUGAUGGAGAUAACAGUGUUAAACAAAACUGAACAUAUCACCCCUUAUACUAAGGUGCAUGUCAACCAAUAAUUGAACACUAAUUUUUGUGAAGUUGGAGGUAAAAGGCAGGAAACAAAGAGCUUGGGUGUGGAGUGAUCAUUCGCCACCAAACACCAAAUAGAAGGCCAGUGUAAGAAAAAGUCUGUUUGAAUCUUGGUGCUUGCAUAUAAAUAGUAUCGGGUUCCUAGUUUGAUAGAAUGGAUUUUCAUCUUUCUGCAAUUGCUUACUGCCAUAAUAAGAUAUCGAGUACAAAUUCCUUUGAGACUGCAGAGUUCAGCAGGAAGAUUAUUGCAAGGGGCCAAAACAUAUAUACUUGACAUUUCUCCUUAUUUCUGAUCCAGUGAAAGAAAGACAAGUUCGGAUUUUCUAGGCCAAGACCAUGGUUCCUGACUUGCUUUUGCUAUCCUGUUUACCAUGGGUUAGAUUUUAAUGCUUUGCUCCAAUAUCAGUAUCAAGUGGCAACCUAGAAAGAUCAGUCCAUUCAAUGAACCAUCUGCUAAUGGACUAGAAUGUACCAUAGUUCAACACACCAGUAAUCCUAGUGCAGUUUCCAAUUGCUUUAGGAACUGUUGUUGCAAUAGCUACUACAAUUACAGUUCUCCAUUGUUCUUUCAUUUUGCCUGGCAAAUAUGAUGGGAAUGUGGGCAAAAAAAUAUGAUCUUUUCACACUCAGUAUGAAGUACAGUUUUAAAAAAACCAGUGGAGAAAUGACUACAGAUCACUUCUUCAUAAGAUUUAUAAUAGUAUUGAAUAAGGGAUGGUGUAUAAAACUUCCCACCACUUCAAAAUAGCCUAGAUAUGGUUAAUGAUGAUAAUUUUGUAAUGUGUUUGAAGAGUGUUUUUGAUAAUUCUGCUAAACUGAAACCAUAAAAUCAACUGCCUGUGACAAGAUAACUGCUUGAUGAAUGCAUAUG
Molecule: messenger RNA, 3131 nt
Organism: Thamnophis elegans (Western terrestrial garter snake)
Lineage: Eukaryota; Metazoa; Chordata; Lepidosauria; Squamata; Natricidae
Gene: SLC16A14
Product: solute carrier family 16 member 14
Exons: 5
Coding region: 559-2109 (516 amino acids)
Biological process (GO): transmembrane transport; monocarboxylic acid transport
Molecular function (GO): monocarboxylic acid transmembrane transporter activity
Source: RefSeq, a predicted model, not a curated record